GUGAUAAUCAACCCAUCAGGAAGCCAGUUGACACUCUCUCCAUUCGAGCCCAUCCAGCAGUCGUGUUUUCCCUGCGCUCGCCAGCGCAGUCGCCCGUCUAUAAAUACGUGGAUGAGCCAAUGGAUUCGAAUUUCACUAGGAUGGGCAUGAAAACGCGGUUGGCCGUCCUUGUAGGGCUGGUCUUGUGUCUUGCUUCGGUGUCGUCUGCCCGAUACAGAAAAAUUAAAAAAGCACCAUGGGCGGCUGGCAGUGAGUACGUCUACCGGAUGCACGCCAUCUCGGUCAGCGACAUUCCUGAGCUGGGUCCGCAGGCGGCCGGUGUCAAAUUCGACUCCCAGCUGACGGUCCAGUGCCGCGACGCUGGGUCCAUCGUCGUCAAGCUGGUGGACGUCACCGCCUGGAAUUUCCACACGGACGUCGGCGAGAGCUGGAGCGAACUCGAGUCCAGCCAACUCGGCACCCAGGUCGUCGUCGAAGGCAAAUAUUUUCUAGAGAAACCCUUCGUCAUUCGUCACCGCGAGGGCUUGUUUGAAUCGCUGGUGGUGAGUGCGGACGAGCCAUUUUGGUCCAUCAACAUGAAGAAAGCCGUGGCGUCCAAGUUGCAGCUGCACGUCUCUGGCAGCCGAAGUGUCGAGUCAGCGUCGCGCAACUUUGGCCUGCCAACGGAAGACUCUUAUGACGACGUCAACUCUGUCUUCAAAGUCUUUGAGAGCGGUGUGACUGGCGAGUGCGAAACCCUCUACGAGAUCGCCCCGUUAUCGGAUGCCCUCAUUCGCUCCGACAGCAAACUCAACCCCAUGCCCAAGCUUUGCGUCGAAGGGACUUUCUUCCAAGUGGUCAAGACCAAGGACUACAGCAAGUGUCGGCUCAACAAGCCCGUCUACACCAUCAUCGCUCCUUCCGGAUGGCAAUGCAAAUCGGGCGUGGCCGCUUGCGGAACAGCUCGUUCGCGCUCUUCCGUCAAUCGUUACAUCGCCUGCGGCAGCUUGGAAUCCUUCACGUUAUUGAAGAUGACGCAUCAAGGAGAAGUGCGGACCAGUCCGUACGCCUACGACACGGAGCAGCUCAGGUCUCUUUCGCUGAUGAAGUUGACGCUGCAGGCCGUCCGCCACGCUUCGUCUUCUUCGGCCUGGCCGCCCAAGGAUUUGGACAGUGGACUGGCCAUCGGAUCGCUGGUCUAUUCUUUCCCGGGAACGAACGCCAGCAGCAGCAGUUGGCUUUCGGACGGACUGAUGCGGAUGCCUCUCCUGCGCGAUCCCGACCAACUCCACCAGGGCGUCGACAACCUUCUGGAAGAGGUGGAUCGCCUUUUGGCCAAGGCUGUCGAUCAAAUGGAAGUUAGCCAAGAGGAAGCAGCUGUCGAUACGAUUUCAGCCAUUUCACAUCUCGUCCGACACUUGGACUACCAGAAAAUCAGUUCACUCGUUGGAGAAAUUGGCCAUCGCUCGACUCUUGAGAGGAGCAUCUUGCUGGAUGCAGUGAUUGCAGCUGGCAGCAAUCCAACAGUGACCUUCUUGAAAGAAGCCAUUCUGAGCCGACGACUUACCAAGUCAGAGAGUUUGCAAGCCAUUUCCGGUUUCCCGUUGUACGUGCGCACGCCGACAGCCGAGCUUCUUAACGAACUUUUUACUAUGCUGAAAGCCACCAGCGCUUUUUCAGGAUUGGAACGGCCCAUCUAUCACUCGGCGAUGAUGUCCGUUUCCCAACUGGCGCACGUGGCCUGUGUUAACGUCAGCGAAGCUCGAACUCGUUUUCCGGCUGGACUCUACGGCGACUUUUGCCAACCCAACGACGCUUUCAUUACCAGCCGACUGGUCCCGCUCCUCUACAAAGAAAUCAACGGAGGGGGCUCAAUCGAAGACAAAAUGGUUGCACUGACGGCCCUCGGAGAAAUCGGCCACGAAUCCAUUCUCUCCGUCGUUCUUCCCAUUAUUAAGGCUAAGGGUGAUUACUCUCCACUCAUCAGGACCAAAGCUGUAAUCAGUCUGCACAAAAUUGCUCACGAUUCCAACACAAAGGUCAUCCAAGUCCUGUCAACUACUUUCCAGAAUCCAAACGAGAGUAGUGAAGUUCGUAUGGCAGCUUUCACGCUGCUCAUUUUAGCCAAUCCUCCGGCGUAUAGGUGGCAGAGGAUCGCCGUUUCCACUUGGUUCGAACAUAGCGCUCAGGUAGCCUCCUUCGUGUACACGACUCUUUCCAGCUUGGCUAGCAACAUUGAACCGGUCGAGAACUUAAAAGAAUUAUCGGAGAAGGCACAAAUCGUGUUGCCGUUAGCCAAACGCGUUCCCUUAGGUUUGAAAUAUUCAUACAAUUUGAAACGGUCUCAGUUGGUGGCAGAACGCAACGCCGGCGCCGAGUUCCACAGCGAAAUGUUUAAUUCUGAAGAGUCCAUCUUCCCCAAAAGUUUGUACAGUCGGCUCAGUUGGGUUCUGGGGCCAUACCACUUUGACAUUUUCGAGUUUGAAGCGUACGGAGAAAACUGGAGAAGUGCCUGGGACCGAAUUGUGGCCAAAUUCAACCCGUCCUCGGAGAACGGUGACAGUUCUCAAUCAAGAAAUAGCGGCCGCUUCCGCGAAUUCGACCUGCAUCCAGACCUGCGCCGAGUGAAGAAACAGCUCAACGCCAAAAGUCCCAUUCCAGCACAGGACGCCGGAUCGGCGGACGCCUUCUUGCAUCUGAGUUUGAUGAAAGCUGUUCAUCAUUUCACUUCCUUCGACGAGGCAGGCAUUACCGACUUAAUACAAAGUCUUUUGGCUUCCAGUAGCGUCUCUGUCAAGCGCGAAUUUUCCCGUCGCAAGUGGAUGCCUUUGACUCACGCUGAAGUUCUGGUGCCAAGCACGCUUGGCUUCAUGAUUAGUACACGCACUCAGACUCAAGUUUUGACAUCUUUCAAAGGUGAUAUGCAAAUCACCAACGGAGGCUUCAGCGAUUUUAUGGAUUUGAAGAAAUGGGCUAGUUCCGCCUCUAUCAAGAAUCUGGGUCUUGAACUUGACGUCAAGCCAACAAUAGUCGUCAAAUUGAUGGCCAGCAUGAGUGUCAACGUGGAAUUCACUAAAGCGAUACCAGUUUCGGGCGUUGACACUCACGUGACCCUUAGUCUACCUGGCCGGUUAACUCUUGGUGUCGAACUAGACAACUGGAAAUUGAUGACGGCCUGGAAGCCGGCUUCAUCGGGUCCGGCUGGGCUUACCACCCUUUAUCACUACCGGGUCCGGCCGUUCACGGCUCUACAGGCUCUCGGCACGGACCUGCCAAUUAAUCCUAGUCCCGGUGAAUCAAAAGAUGUUCAUGCAUUUGGAGUGACUCCUCAGACGCAUCAAUAUCCAGUCGGGGGCAAGACCGGAUUGAAAUUGGAUUGGACAAGCAGGAGUGAACUUCCAGCUUCGGCCAAUCAUCGAUCCAUUUGGCAAGAACCACUUUCCAAAAUCCUCAUGGACGCGAACUUUGCUCUCCUUCCUGUUUCACUCCACCUUCAGUCUUACCGCGUUACUCUGGAUCCAAUUGCCUCCGAAACCACCAAAAUUGUCUUCUCCUUGAAUCUCGAUGCAGCAGAUAAGUUGGAUAGAGGAACUCAAGUGUACAGCACAGGUUCGAAAUCACCUGCCGCCAUCAAAGAACCGGCCAAUCGCAUUCAGUACCUGUCAAACAAUAUGGAACCUCAAAUCAAGAAGAAACUUAACAAGGUUCUGGGCCCUGUACCAAAAGGAUCGGCCAUUCACGUGGACGCCAAGUUCAUCAUGGAAAAAAUGGGUUCACCGCCUAAGAUUUAUGGUGCCUCUUUUGCUGGAGCAUACGGAACGGAAGGCACCAAACUGGCCGUUAAUGCUCAGCUGGAAUUACCCAUCAAUCAAGAAGUGUCGGAUCCGUUUACCUUAUGCAUUGAAGGAGGCGGAAACUAUCCGCGACUACCUUCCCUGGACCGACGUACUUUGAUUGAGACAGCAAUGGAAGCUUCUUGGAACGCCAACAUUGGUUUUGGAGACUCUUGUUCUGACCAUCAGAUCGUUGUUGAUGUUGGCAUGAGACGCAGCGAAACGUUUGGGCGAUACGUGGAAGAUUCGCCAGAGAAUCGAGAUUGCAUCAUGCACGAAUCUCGUGGAGAAUUCAGCCAUGAGCAAUGUCUGGCUGUCAAGGAGCUUGCCACCGUGCUGGACGAGUACGACGCCACCGUCAAAUACGGCCACAUGUUACCCAUACUGUUGAACGCCACGCUGGGCAUGGAAGGCUGGCUGAAAAGCAAAUUCUAUCCGCACCUGUCGGAAAAUCGAGUCGGAGUCAAUAACGCCAACAAGCAGCUGCGAAUCUCCGCCAAAGUUCAACCGUCCUUGUCGGCCGUUGAUUUGAUGUUUUUCAAGCCGCAGUCCAACACUUUGUUCCGUGAACUUCCGCUUUCCGACACGGCCAAUGUGGUUUUCCCAAUCAGCGCCAAGAGUUCUUUCAUCGAGAGAUUGAUCGACAACACCAUCAGCGAUGGAUUUGCUCCGAUUUGUCGCUUGGAAAGGAAUAGCAUUACGACGUUCGACAAAGUGCAAUACAAUGCGCACAUCAACGACUGUGAGCAUGUCGUGUUGACGGUUCCAGGCAUCGAGACGCUGGCCGUGCUGAUGCGUCAAGAUGGCGAGAACAAAACCGUUACCCUGUUGGUUGGAAGAGAUAAAUUGGAAGUGUCCGCAGCCAGCCUAAAAAUUCGAUACAAUGACAUGGACGUGGUCGUCACCGAGGAUCAACCACUCGAGGUUCAUCAUGCAGAGCAGGCUUAUCAGUCAAGCUCACGACCGUCCAUUGGAGUGUAUAAGAUCGGGCCAGCUGCAUUCAAGCUUUCUUCACACAGCCAUGACAUUCACAUAGUCUCCGACGCCUCCAGCAGCGUCACUGUCAAGGCACCCAGAUCAUUCCAAGGAAAGAUGAUCGGCCUUUGUGGUAACAUGGAUGGAGAAAUCGUUUCCGAGUUGCGUGAUCCUCAGCGUUGCACACUCUCAUCAGGAACCUUGAUGGCCGCUUCUUACCAACUGAACGAUGGCCACCAAGGAAGGACGUGCUUGGGUCUACCCGACAAAGUCCGCGGCCAGCUACGUGAGGAGCAAAAUACCUGCCACAACAAACAUGAUCGAGACUCAAAGGAACCCCCCAUUUAUCCUUCGCCUCCAAGCUCCCCACCUACUGAUAGUUGCAUAAUUCGGCGAACACUUGUGGUAGUACGUAGUUCCGAUGAAGCCAGAUGUUUUUCAACUAGCAUCGUGAAAGAAUGCCGAGCAUCCUGCUACGGCCCUUCCAAGCCCACUAUAAUUGGAUUUCACUGUGUUACGAACCCAAAAUUAGGCGAAGAGCUGGAACAAGAGGCAAAGCAUAAAGUGUUGACUUUUAUGCUCGGCAAGAAAGAAGACAUCCGUACAACGCGCUACUUACCGACUGUUUGUCGACCCAAUGUUGAACAGGUUGACUCUAUGUUCACUUAGGCGUUUCGAGCGUAAUUUGAGUACGCUUUACUUCCUUCUGAUUUGACACCCAUGCCAACAGGCAACAAUCAUUUAAUACAGUUACAACAUUGGCCGCUAUUAAUUGUUCAAAUAAAUCGAUUCAUUGAA
This is a messenger RNA of Daphnia pulicaria, 5585 nucleotides long. Its product is annotated as vitellogenin-3-like. The record is from RefSeq and is a predicted model, not a curated record. The transcript has 29 exons. Gene Ontology annotation, biological process: lipid transport. NCBI's taxonomy places the organism in Eukaryota, Metazoa, Arthropoda, Branchiopoda, Diplostraca, Daphniidae. The coding region runs from base 120 to 5456 and encodes 1778 amino acids. Gene Ontology annotation, molecular function: lipid carrier activity.